UGACGUAGAUCCCACUUUUAUUAUUGUACGCACAGCUUGAUCACGAAACACACACACCUGUGUUCCUUUCGUGUUUUCAUCCCAACAUUGCUCUGACUUUUAUUUGUCUGUUGAAAUGGCUGGAAGACAGUUCUCUAGAUUGAUUCCUUUAUGUAGAAACAUCCCAAAACAUAGGAUUUCAUUCCUUGCUACCAGAUGUCUUCAUCAACGAUCCAUGUUAAGUGGAGCAAAGUCUCAAUUGCUUCUGAUUACAUCAAAUAAACAGAUUAAACCAUAUUCUUCAGCUGCUGCUUUGGAAUGCAUCAACAUUCAAGAUGAAAGUGACUUUGAGAAGCGAGUUCUGGACAGCCCAAAACCUGUCAUUGUUGAUUUCCAUGCUUCGUUGGCCAAAGUUGAUAUUGAUGAGAACACAGAACUUGCCUUGAAAUAUAGUGUCAGUUCAGUGCCAACCGUUAUUGGUGUCCGCAAUGGGAAGACAGUGGACCAGUUUAUUGGCCUACAGCCUGAUGACUUAAUUGAAAGCUUUAUUGAGAAGCUCAAACACUGACCUCAUUUUAAGCCAUUAAAACUGUCAGGGGUGGUGGUGAUGAUGAUAAUGGUGGUGGUGUAUAUAUCAGCUGUUUAUUAGUCAGCAGCAAAAUGGCCUAAGCAGGAAUGAAGAUGAUAUGUGUAUAUAUGUCUUUGUGGAUUUGUUUACGUCUAUGUGUGUGUGUAUUGUUUUUGUGUCUAUUUGUUUAUCAACAUUACACGAUGUAUGUUCUCCCUGCUGGCACAGGCUGGAUGGUUUAACAAGAUCCCGCAAGCCCCUAGGCCAUGUGCAACUGUUAUGUCAUCUCAUUGUGGCCCCUGUUGCUCACCGGAUCCUGUCAAACCAUCCAUGCCAUCCCUGUAAGGAAAACAAUGUGUCUAUUUAAGUGUCUAAUGUGUCUGUGUGUGUAUAUAUGUGUCUUAUUUUUGUGUAUAUAAAUAUGUGUGCAUUAUAUUUGUAUGCAUGUUUUUGUUUUUUUUUCUUUUGUGUUGAUUAAAUUUUAGUUUUAAUGUUA
Messenger RNA from Octopus bimaculoides (California two-spot octopus), 1043 nucleotides. RefSeq lists its product as uncharacterized. Gene Ontology annotation, molecular function: protein-disulfide reductase activity. Lineage: Eukaryota; Metazoa; Mollusca; Cephalopoda; Octopoda; Octopodidae. Gene Ontology annotation, cellular component: mitochondrion. Gene Ontology annotation, biological process: cell redox homeostasis. The record is from RefSeq and is a predicted model, not a curated record.